Molecule: messenger RNA, 735 nt
Organism: Portunus trituberculatus (swimming crab)
Lineage: Eukaryota; Metazoa; Arthropoda; Malacostraca; Decapoda; Portunidae
Product: leucine zipper transcription factor-like protein 1
Exons: 6
Coding region: 1-735 (244 amino acids)
Biological process (GO): negative regulation of protein localization to cilium
Cellular component (GO): cytoplasm
Source: RefSeq, a predicted model, not a curated record
AUGACAUGGCUGGUGGAUGACAGCUACACAGUGGAGGAGGUGAUGGAGCUUCUGGACUGCCUUGGUGAUGUAGUGAAGGCAGAGGUGGAGGGGGAGUUGCUCCAUGCUUGCCACACUAACUCCCUCCUCCUCACAAAACUGCUCAAACAAGCACAAAAAUGGCAUCUCACCCUCAAUGCUGACACUUCAGACCUUGAGAAUCAAGAACUUCUAGAGGAGAUAAAAAAGUUUGAGGAAAAGGAGGGUCAGCAUGGCCGUGCUGGAAGCAUUCCAUCUCCAAAGAAGAGAACAUUGGCUCCUCUCAAUGAGGCAGAGGGACCCUUAGCUCUUCUCCAAGCAGAGAUACAGCGAUUGAUGAGAGAGAAUGCUGAUCUGUCCCACAGGGUCCAGGAAGCUGAGAAAAUGCAUGGUACUUCCUCAGGUCCCCCCAACUGGCAGAGGGAAAAUGCCAGAGGCAUCUCUGCUUUGGGAGAUGCUGAAGAGGGAUUGGAGAAACAGGACUUAGAAAUAAGAUACAGAUAUGAGAUUAUGUCAGAGGUAGCCAAAGGAAAGACAGAGGCAAAUCUGAACCUAGUGCUAGCCAAAGAUGAACUGAACAAGAUCCAAAAGAGUCUGGCCAACCAGCCUACUUCUGAGGAUGUCACCGAGAGGGGCAGUUACAGCCUGCUGGCUGAAGACAACUCUAUCUUCACAAAAAUCUACCUGCAUGUAAUUACACUUACAUUCUUCAUGUAA